AUGAGCUCGUCGUCUCCAGACGAUCUCUCGACGCCCCCUGGGUCGCCCGACAUCGAUCCGCCCGGCGCCGCCAACUCCAACGGUCACGGCUCCACGAUCCACGUUCUUGGUGGUGCAGCACCACCGCCCGGCAACGCGCCCACGUCCGCCGCUAAAUUUAACAACACCACAACCACCUCUGCACCAGCCACCGCGGCACCCAAGAAGCCGCGCAAAAAGCGAGAGUCUGCCGCUGCCGCCAACGCAAAUGCCAAUGGCGAUGAAAAACCCAAGCGGGCUCCGCGCACCCGCGCACCCAAGGAUCCCAAUGCGCCGCCGCAGCGAAAGAAACGCAAGACUGCAGCGGAGACGGCUGCAGCCGCUGCGGCUGCUGCGCCGCCUCCGGCUCAUGUGCCUGAAGAUAAACCCGCGCCGCCUCCGCACCAGCACCAGCCCUCAGCGUCGCGGCAGCCCAAGAUCACUGAUCUGGUUGGCACAAUUCCUGCCGCACCAUCUCCGCACAUAGUCCCCAGCAACCCUGAGCCCAUUCCCAACCCUGCCGUGGCUCAUGUUGUUGCUGCAACUCCGCCCAACCCGCGCCCGGCGUCGAGCGGCCAGCUGUAUGACCCAAUUCGUUCGUCCACUGUUCCUGUGACCCAGAACCAUCAUUCAAGCAGUCUCCCUCCUGUCUCGCCGCCUGCACGCGUUGUCAAUCGUGCCAGCGCUUCGCCCUCUAUCAACAGUCUCAUCGACCCGCCUUCUGUAACAAACCAGACACACCUCGCACAACAAAAUCGAUUCCAGCCACCCAUGUCUGUUACUUCUGCACCUGCGUCGCCCGCGCUCAUCCAAGCGAAGCCAAACCCGUUCGGUCCUUCGAGUGAAACGGCUCAAGUCCACAAGCCUCCUCCGAUGCACACGACACCCAUGGAGGGCAUCGAACAGCCGCAGCCGCUACCGUCGCCUGCGCGCCACCACCAGCCGCAGCCACCGCAGCACCUUCAAGCUCAAUUGCAACCGCAACAACAGCCGCAGCCGCAGCCACAAGCCCAGCAAACCCUGCAACCCGCGCCGACUUCCAAGAAGGCAGAAUCCGCCGGGUCGUCAGGCGCACCGACCCCGCCCGCACCGCAGAAGUCCACCAAACCCAAAGAAGCCGCACCUCCUCCACUUCCGGGUGGCGGCGGUCUGCUUUCUAGCGUGCCGUUCGUUGGUUCUGCGUCUGGCAAAGACUCAUCCGCCGAGGGCACCAACAUCUGGCUUACCUUCCCACUCAAGGGCCAGACCAACGUUACCAUCAACUUUGCACGCGAAGUCGAGAAGAAGUAUGGCUUUGCCGCCCUUCACCCGCGUGUUGCCGCUGCGAGGGAGAGGAGACGCCAGAUGGCCGCUGCCGCUGCCGCUCUGGAGAGAGGGUCCGGUGCUGCUUCUGCUGACGAUAUGUCUGUUGACUUGUCGGAACCUGAGAGUAAUGUGGAGAUGGGCGGCAUGGAAGAGGAGCUCACUCAAGAAGGAAAGAAGAGACAACGGAAGAAGAAGGUCGAGGACUACGACAAAGAUGACGACUUCAUCGACGACACCGAGCUAGCGUGGGAGCAAUCUGCUCUCAUGGCCAAGGACGGUUUUUUCGUGUACAGUGGCCCUCUCAUCACCGAGGGGGAGAAGCCCUCUAUCGAGAAGAACGAUGGCAGUAAUGCACGUGGCCGUGGCAGAGGCCGUGGUAGGGGCGGUGCUACUCGUGGUGAUACUACGGCUUCUAGGGGUCGUGGAGGAGGCCGUGGAUCUCGCGGAGGCGUAACGACGCGCAAACCUCGUGUCACCAAAGCCGAUCGCGCUAUGAUGGAGGCAGAAAAGAUGGAGCGCGAGAAGAUGGCCGCUACUCUAGCCGCGAAGCCCGUUGCACCCUAUCCUGGAACCGUUUCCUAA
Diplodia corticola is the source of this 1905-nucleotide messenger RNA. RefSeq names its product histone promoter control 2. Lineage: Eukaryota; Fungi; Ascomycota; Dothideomycetes; Botryosphaeriales; Botryosphaeriaceae. The coding region runs from base 1 to 1905 and encodes 634 amino acids. The transcript has 2 exons. The record is from RefSeq and is a predicted model, not a curated record.